AUGGAUUAAUUUUCAAUAUCUUCUAACAAAGAGGACUCCUAUAAUGGAACAUUUUCAAAUAAUUCUAAGUAAAAUUACCAUUAGCAGAAAGAGAUUUUGAGAUCAAACAACCCUUCUGUAAAAAAUAUCGAAGCGGUGAGCAGCACUAGUAAAUUCGAUGCACAAAUGCUUCAAAAUGAAAUUUAAAAUAUUAGGCAAAAUUAAAUAGCUUAGGAAAGCCAAAACUUCAAUUCUCAAUUUAUAGAAAAUAAAGAGGAUGAGAAUUUUGAAUAUGAAUUAAAUGAUUUAACUGAUAAAGACGAUAUUUCUCACCAAAAUUGUUAUGAGGAUUUGCUUGGAUUCAAAAAUAACCAUAAGGUUUAUGAUUUCAAUUCUCCUGAAAUAAGUUCUGAUAAUUUAAAAAAGCAAGAUAAAAAGAAUACAGCAGACAAUAUUGGAACUAGUUCUUUUAUGCAUUAAUCUUUUUCAUCUUAAAUUAACAACAUUGUAUUUUAGAGUUCAAAUAAUAAUAAUAAUCAACAGCUUUUGUCAUAAAAUGGUAAAUAGAUAUAACAAUAUUAGCAAUAAAGUUUAAUUGAUGGUAACUUUUCACUUAAUCAGAAUAAUGAUAUGACUUAAGAUGAGAUGCUCUUGGAUAACAAUGAGUACGAAGCUUAAGAUUAGGAUGAUCAAGAGGGAUUUGAAGACUAGGAAACAAGCGUUAAAUUUAGAAAGUAAUAAAACAAAUUUCAAAAGAUUAAAACUCAAAGUGAAUAGCAAUUGUGUUAACAAUAAUAACGAAUGAAUAAUUAGAGACUAAGCGAUUCAAAUCCUCUACUACCACUUCAUGAUCACAGCAAUGUUAAAAAUAAAUAGGGCAAUUAAUCAUCAUCUUAAAAUUUCAAGCUAUUUAAUUAAAAUCAAAACGUGAAGAAAAACAACUAUCUCACAAGCGAAGAGUCUAAUACAGGUCUAAUAAACAAUUACAAUCCAAAGAAUAAUUAGAGUUAAGAGCUAAAAAAUUAGUUUAAUCGAAUUAAUAAUUAAGAGGAUUAGUAUUAUAAAUCUAGUUCAGAGUAAAACAAGGACUUUUUGAUUAAAUAAAGAAAGGGUGAAAUUGAAGGCGAUGAUGAAGAAGAAGAAGAUGAUGGUAUUGUAAGUUCAAUGAGUGCUAUAAACGUUUAAUUUGUUACACUACAAAAUGAUUUAGGUGACUCAACACAAAAAAAGACUGACCUAAAAUAGUACUUCCAUAUGAAUAAUUCAAUUUAAAAUAGCCUUUAAGGAGGAUCAAAGGAAGAUUUUUUAUUUAACAAUUAAUCUGCUCACUUUAGUACUAUGAAUCCAUAAUAUUUAGAAAGUUGUUAGAAUUAAUAUAAUAUUUAAAUGUACUAAAAACAUAGCAACAACAACAACAAUUCUAAUAACAAUAAUCAAUAACCUUAAAUGUAAAAUUUGAUAUCUGAUGGUGAUCGAGAAUAAAAGUAUGAACAAAAUAUAGAUAGCGAUUCUGCUCCUUAUACUCCAUAUCGUUUAUACAAUAUAUAGCAAACAACAGAAUAGACAAAUAGAAGUUCUGCAAGAGUAGUUGAAUAAACAAUUGAUUCCAACUAAAAAAAUAUAUAAGAGAAACUCAAAUAAAAUUAAAUGAUUUAAAAUCAGCAUAACUCUUUAAAUGCAGUUAAAGAUUUUCCAGAUAGAUAAUAAAACAAAAAAAAUAAAUUGAAAAAUGAAAUGUGCAUUGGUUUUGUAGAAAAUAAUGAAAUAAACUAUAAGACAAUAGACGUAAACGAAUAAAAGAACAAUUCUUCUGAAAAUCUCAACUAAAAUAUUAUGUAAAAGUUGUACAAAAAAAAUUAAGAAUUGACCCAAAAUAACAAAAAACUUGUUCAAGAAAAUUAGAUGCUUAAAUAAGAGUUAGAGAACAUGAAAACAGAUCUUUUAAAGAAAUACGAAGAAAUAAGAAAGAAUAAUGAAAGUUUGUUCAAAAAUUUCGAAGAGCAAUCAAAUCUAAUGCUAAAAAAAUAAAAAGAAAAGUAUGAAGAAAAAUUAUAAAAACUGCAGCUUUCUCUAAGAGAACAAGAGACUUAGAAUCUCUACAAGAAAGAUAACUUCAGGGAUAGAAACAACUAGCUUUAUGCUAUGGUUUUGAAGUUAGAAAGAGAGAAGCAGGAAUUGAAUGACAAAAACUUGAUAUUAAUUAAGAAGUAGAUCAACGCUAAGAGUGAGAACCAUAAAAAUACUCUAAAUAUGAUAUCUUAUACGAAUAAUCCAGAUUAAAGCGAAUUAGAUAUCAACAAUAAAUCAAAUUUAUCUUAAUUGUCUUUGCCUUACAGAAAAUUAAAAAUGGGAAAUGAUGAUUCUACUUUGAAUUUAGAAAAUUAGCAGACUCUAAAUAAUCAAAAUUCAUUUUGCUAAGGAAUUAUAAGCCCAAGCUCAUUUUCUUCUAGGUAAAAUCAGAAGUCUAAAUCUAUCGAUAUUGUUCGUAAAAACAUGUAAUUUAACUCAGCUGCAAAUAUCAAUGAAAAAAUUUCUUAAAACAAUUAUAAUAAUUAAACUGAAACUUAAUAUUAGGAUUUUAAAGUGCAGGCAGAAAAGCACAUUCUUGAGAAAAAAUACGAUGAUUUAUUCUCCAAAUAUAAAAGACUGUUGGACGAAAAUCACGAGCUUAGAAAGAAUCAGCUGCUUUCUUAAAACGAAAAAGAAAUAGAUAAAAGUCUCGACUAAUAAACUUCAAUUAUUUCCCCUUCAAUAACAACAGCUGAAGCUAGAUUAAGUAAUUAUUUAAAUUAGUAGCAAGCAAAUAGCCACUAUUAAAGUAAUCAAUCUUGCAACUAGAAUAGUUAGCAAACAAAUAAUGUAAGCACACAAUGUGCAAGUAAUUAUUACCAGUUACCUCCCUCAAGAGACUAAAUCCUAUCUAAGCCUUACAGCAAAAUUAUUUCAGAUAAUAGCAAUAACAAUAGCAUAAUGAAUAAAGAAAGAAGUAACAGUUAUUAUUUAAAUAAAAGAACAAUAAACUUUAAACCAUCAUAGAAUACUAUUUAAAUGUAUGAUCCUUUAAAUUUCAGUACAUAGGAUGAAUAUGAAACAGUUAAUUAAUCAAAAGCAGAUUCUUCUACUGCUAAUAUACUACUUUACCAUAAUUACAAAACAUAAGAUUCAACUGAUUCCCCAUAAAGAGCCUUGAAAAAGAAAUCAAUACAUCUCAGCUACUACAAUCCAAAGUAUUUUAGUAAUAAUGAGCAGGUAAAAGAAAGUUUAACAAAUUACAAUAGCAAUGACAAUAAUAAUGAAUAAUUAAGUGAUUAAAAUCCUUGUUCACUGGUUAGAAUGAAUAACUACGUUUUAAGCAGGAAAUAUGUAGAGGAAACGAAACAAAAGAAGAAAUCUGUUUCUAAGAAUAAAGAAUCAAAGAAAAAGAAAUAAAGUUUAGAUAAAAGCAAUUUAGAUAUAAGUGGUAUUAGGGAGAAGAAUAAUAAAUAAGUUGCAAUCCAUGAUGAUAAAGAAAACAAUGCUAGUCAUAAUAUUGUUAAGAAUUCAACUAACCAAGAUAAAGCUAAAAAACUUCGUUCUAAUUCAUUGGCUAAAACACCAGUUGCAUCCACAAAAACUACAAUCAAUCAUGAUAAAGAUACCUCUUUAAUUGAAGGAAAUAAACUAUCUAAAAAAAAUCAAGCAAAUAAAAAAGAAAUAAAAAGAUCAAGUUCCAAUAACAACAAAGGAUGCAAAACACCUAUUUUUUCAAAAAUAAGAUUCUGA
Molecule: messenger RNA, 3741 nt
Organism: Tetrahymena thermophila SB210
Lineage: Eukaryota; Ciliophora; Oligohymenophorea; Hymenostomatida; Tetrahymenidae
Exons: 3
Source: RefSeq, a predicted model, not a curated record